Messenger RNA from Ostertagia ostertagi, 696 nucleotides. NCBI's taxonomy places the organism in Eukaryota, Metazoa, Nematoda, Chromadorea, Rhabditida, Trichostrongylidae. The record is from the annotation of a GenBank genome assembly.
ACCACGUCCGAGCUGUACGUCUCGAUAAUCGCUGGCUCACUGAGGAAUUAUUUCCGGGAGCAGGGCAUACUCCAUCCGCCCGAUCUGGUGUUCGUUGCGCCAUGCUCCUCACAUGGGCUGGCACCGGUCGGCGAUUGUUGCGAAACGAACCUGAUGUCGUUCCAGUUGCCGACGAGUGUAGAAGGAGCGAUUCCUCGAUUAUGGGCGGUUCAACGGAGCGUUGCGAAGGUGAUUGACGGUCCAAUGAUGGGAGCGGUAACGACUUUCCAAACCAUAGUGUGCCCUUCGAGUCGUCUACCGGUCACAUGCCGUCUACUUCGCCUUCUACACAGGGUCAACAACAACAGGAUUUCCUCCGACGCCCUCGUUCGGACGAUGUUCGUGUUUCCAUCGCUGGCUGCGUCUGUGAGGGCGGCUUUCGUGUUCGUGCAGCACGGCGACGGCAUCGAUGUGAGCGUAUCGUUGUGUAGUCGUACAUUUCCAGAACCGAAUCGUGUACUGGACUGCUUCCAGCGUGAAACCCAACUGCUACUCGAUCACCUCUCACUUCGACUACUUUCGCUUCCACAAAUUACCGUACUACCCGGUGUACCGGCAUGUCUCCGGCAUGAACGAACAGAAAACGAGGUGGACAGUGAAACGUUCGGCGCCAGUGCUUAUCUCAAUCAAAAGACUGGUGAAGAACCGGAGAUCAAA